Molecule: messenger RNA, 468 nt
Organism: Nelumbo nucifera (sacred lotus)
Lineage: Eukaryota; Viridiplantae; Streptophyta; Magnoliopsida; Proteales; Nelumbonaceae
Product: disease resistance protein RPM1-like
Molecular function (GO): ADP binding
Source: RefSeq, a predicted model, not a curated record
AUGAUAAAACAAUUCUGGGAGGAGAAAAAGGAGCCACAUCCACCAGGGCUUGACGGCAUGGAAAUGGUCCAGUUGAUUGACAUAGUCAGAGCUUGUCUACAGCAGAAAAGGUAUGUAGUCGUCUUUGAUGAUGUUUGGAGUAUUGAUUUAUGGAACAGUAUAGAGAAGGCAUUAGUUCUUAAUGGUUGUGGUAGUAGGAUCAUGCUUACUACACGCAUGGUUGAGGUAGCCAAUUACUGUGUUGAAUCUCCCAGCCAUGUCUACACACUCCAACCUCUACGUUUUGAAGAUGCAUGGGAGCUCUUCUGUAAGAAGGCUCUGGGGGGCGAUUGUCCUCUGGAGUUGCAUGAGUGGUCUGUUAAAAUUGUAAACAAAUGUGAUGGGAUGCCGCUUGCAGUUGUGACAAUCGGUGGUCUUCUGUCAACCAAAGAUAGAACUGCUUCUGAAUGGAAGUUGUACGUUGUAUGA